UGGCGGCAAUUUAUUUUAUUUAAUAUUUUUACUUCCUUUUUUACCUAUUGUUGGAAAAUUUCAGAUAAUUUAUAUUCGAUUGAAGUAUACUUUAAUACUAUCUGAAAUAUAGGGGGGAAGUCAAAUUUUUCUUUAUCAUAUAUCACACGUGUUUUUGACAAUCACGUUUGAUGGCUGUUAGUAAACAAACUGGUGGAGGAAUUGGUCAAGAUGUGGAGCAGAAAUUUAUUAGUUUCGUGUAAUCUUAGGAAGCAUUUGUUACGUUCAACAUCGAAGAUCGCCGUUGAAGUCAAUCCUGAUGUUCAACGUCAACUGGAAAAUGCUGAACUCAAACCGCAGCACCAUCCAGGCAGAUGUAAAACUGGUAACAUCAUUCUACCUCCAUAUGUGGUGAAAGGGAUCACUCGUGCUAUCGGAGACUAUCCAAUUAAAACCCUCCACCGUGAAGCAGAAGCAAUGAACAAAUGCCUUUCAAGCCGCCAUCGACCGCCUGAAGAGGCAGAAAUCAAUCAAAAGGUAUCAGCAAUUCAACACGAAAUCGAAGCUGACAACCAAACACCGGACAUUUCAAUGCAUGAUCUUUCCGAAAAAGAAAGUGAAAAAUUGCGCAAACAACAAGCUCAAAGGAUACAGAAAGUCCUCAAAGAAAGAGUGGUUGCAUGGCGACCCAUGAGCUAUGGCCAUUUUGAAGCUUUGUUAUAUGCUUUAGGUCGCGGUUCUAUGGAGUACACAAUUCUUACUAAAAUUUUCAUGGAAAUAAUAAAACGUGACCCUCAAUUUAAACCACGAAGCUACUUUGAUUUCGGAUCGGGUGUGGGUACUGGUAUGUGGGCAGCGUCGAAUUUUUGGAAGAACACAAUUUUCGAAUAUUUCAACGUGGAUAGUUCACGAGAUAUGAACGAGCUUUCGGAUUUGAUACUGCGAGAGGGAAAUGAAAAUCAACAGUCGCUAUUGAAAAAUGUCUUCUAUCGACAGUUUUUACCAGCCACAGAGACAAAAUAUAAUUUGAUAAUAUCAUCAUUUUCACUUUUUGAGUUGCCUAACUCCCAGGCAAGGAAAGAAGUUAUUUUGAACUUGUGGCGUAAAUGUGAUGGUUACCUUGUCAUCAUCGAACAGGGUACCAGGGCUGGAUUCGAACUGGUUAGCGAGGCCAGGCAAUACAUUCUUAAACAAAAGAAACCCGAAGUGAAAGGACAUGUGUUUUCUCCGUGUCCCCAUGACCUCCCGUGCCCAAGAAGAACGAAUAAAACGGAUCGCACCCCAUGUAAUUUCGAAGUCUCUUACGACACUCUACCUAUUGGGGCCUUGGUCACAAAGAGGAAUUCGACUUAUAGCUAUGUUGUCCUCAAGGCAGGUGAACGCGAUUUAAAUGAUGAAUCAAACGACUGGCCUCGAAUUGUUCGGGAAACGUUAGUCAGAAAGAAACAUUCAAUCUGUCGUUUAUGUACGUCGGAAGGGAAUUUACAAGAAAUUAUUUUUACAACGUCCAAACAUGGAAAAUUUGCCUAUAAGUGCGCCAAGUCUAGUAAAUGGGGGGAUCGGCUACCGAUCAAAGUAGGCGAGAAAUUUGAAACGAAUGCGGUUAAUGACAACAAGGAUAAAAAUACUAGUCAAGGAAAUGAGGAUGAAAACAGAAUACAAGACAAUAAUCAGCCACCUGUAAACUAAUGGUGUUUUUUAAUGUUAAUAGGGAUGUGAUGUGUAUAUUUAUAGACAGUUAAGUGUACGAUAGCUUAUCUAUAG
This is a messenger RNA of Hermetia illucens (black soldier fly), 1743 nucleotides long. RefSeq names its product methyltransferase-like protein 17, mitochondrial. The transcript has 5 exons. Gene Ontology annotation, biological process: translation. The coding region runs from base 211 to 1668 and encodes 485 amino acids. Gene Ontology annotation, cellular component: mitochondrial small ribosomal subunit. Gene Ontology annotation, molecular function: structural constituent of ribosome; methyltransferase activity. The record is from RefSeq and is a predicted model, not a curated record. Lineage: Eukaryota; Metazoa; Arthropoda; Insecta; Diptera; Stratiomyidae.